AUGGAUAGUCACGGCGCACCUCGCACCAGUCGAAUCGCCCGAACCGAAGAGCAUCGCCGGCAAGACACUGAUAAAAUAAACAAGUAUCGUGAGCUGGAAGCAUCUAUUCGUCUCCAGGCUGACGCUCAAAAAUACGACGACAAUCUCUUCCAACUCACCUCUAAGCUUCUUCGUCUAAACCCCGAAUACUAUACCAUAUGGAACGUCCGUCGUCGUUGUCUAAUUUAUGGAUUAUCCUCCGCACCCUCGCAUGGGUCCUCGCCCUCGAAGGAGUCGCUGAGUACUUCUCCACAAUGCAUUACGAAUCCUUGUUCCGACUCGUCCUCUCCUACAUCAUUGGAUACGAUCCCGCAGUCCCAAGACUCCCAGAUAGCUGGGAAGAAUGGUAUUACAGUUGACAGUGUCGAGGGCAACGUCGAGGACAACGUCGAAGCCCAUAUUGAUACCAUUCAGAAUGAGCUCUCCUUCACUAUUCCCCUUCUCGUCGAGUUUCCCAAGUGUUAUUGGAUUUGGAAGUAUCGUAAGUGGCUUCUCGAGCAAGCCAACACACGACUACCCCCCAAAGCUGCUCGUUCUAUAUGGGAGACCGAGCUAGGGUUGGCAUCCAAGAUGCUAGCCAAGGAUCGCCGUAACUUUCAUGCCUGGGGCUAUAGAAGAUAUGUGGUAGCAGCACUCGAAAAUCCUUUGCUAGGGGGCCGGAGCAUGGUUGAGGACGAAUUUGCCUACACCACUAAGAUGAUUCGUGGCGACUUAUCCAACUUCUCGGCUUGGCAUAGUCGAAGUCAGCUACUUUUACGUUUGUUAGAAGAGCGUGGUGCCGACGACGCCGCAAGAAAGGCUUUUCUCGACGAGGAACUUGGCUUGAUUCAAGACGCGCUCAACGUUGGCCCAGACGAUCAGAGUCUUUGGUAUUAUCAUCAAUACAUGAUGUCGCAAAUUGUCCAACCCAGCGAAAAGUCUACCAUCGCACCAGCUCUGACUACCUCGGAUAGAAUUGCUUAUGUGAGGGGUGAAAUUGAUAACAUUAAGGAUCUCCUAGAAGAUUACGCGGAUACAAAAUGGAUUUAUGAGGCCUUGCUCGAAUAUACCAUAGCGCUAAAGCACCUCGGACAGAAUGAAGGUGAAGAGCUUGACGUCGAAGAUCCCAAGCAAUGGUUGGCAAAAGUCCGAGCACUAGAUCCGAUGAGAGCGGGCAGAUGGAACGAUAUAGAGAAGCAAUUAGGAUCGAAUCAGCAUUGA
This is a messenger RNA of Hypoxylon fragiforme, 1239 nucleotides long. Its product is annotated as protein prenylyltransferase. Gene Ontology annotation, biological process: protein geranylgeranylation. The record is from RefSeq and is a predicted model, not a curated record. Lineage: Eukaryota; Fungi; Ascomycota; Sordariomycetes; Xylariales; Hypoxylaceae. Gene Ontology annotation, cellular component: Rab-protein geranylgeranyltransferase complex; cytoplasm. The coding region runs from base 1 to 1239 and encodes 412 amino acids. The transcript has 2 exons. Gene Ontology annotation, molecular function: Rab geranylgeranyltransferase activity.